UAGGUCAGUGGGAGAGGGAGGGAAUUGGAAAAAUAGCCUGCGGGUGGGAACAGAGAUGAAAAGACAAGUUGUUGUGGCGCCAUGUGAUAUACACUGAGAGGGCAAAGCAGUUUGGAAAUGACAGGACGGGGUUAUUUACAAGCCUCCUGCCUCCUGGAGUGAAGGAUCCCAUCAGAGCAAUCAUGUACCAACAGGGCCUCUUCCUAGCAGCCUUCUUCCUAUUUCUCUUCCAACUUCCACCAACAACUUCCAGCCACUGCCAGACGUUCCACAGAUCUGCCUGCAUGAAGCAGGACACCUUUGUGCCUGGCCAUAACUAUAUUGGCGAGGGGGUGGACAUCACCUCUCUGGAGAGAAAGGGAGCGUACGUGGUGGACACCGGCCGAUGGCAGGGCCCAAACGGGACGUGCAAACUCUGCCGGAAUCCCUUGAUGAACGGACAUCUGCAGAAACUCCCCUUGGCUGGAGUGGACUGGCAGGUAGUCCGCUCGUGCCAUCGGCAAGUCAGCAGCUCCGUGGAGAAUUUGGAUGUGGAUGUUGCCAAUGCGAUGGCCAUGGAGGUGAAGAACGACUGGAAAGUAGACCUGGGUUUGGAGAUGGAGGCGAACAACGACAGGGAAGAAGACCCGGGGCUGCCUAAGGCCCGCGUGGCUUUUGCUGGGUCUCGAUCCCGGAUGGCUAUUUAUGCGCAUCAGAAAUCCCGUCAGGACAGUUACAGCUUUGUGAGGCAAGAGGUCUCCUGCGCGUACUACAGGCUGAGACUGCUCCAGAGACCCUCGCUGCUGGCCUCCCACUUCUCCCGCGCUGUGGCCAGGCUGCCAAGGAAUAACAACUCCGAGGAAUACCAGCAUUUUAUCAACAUCUACGGCACCCACUACAUCAGCCACGUGCAACUGGGUGGGCGAUUGCGCCACCUGCUGGCUGUGCAAACGUGCAAGAUGGCCUUGUGGGGGAUUACCGCUUCCACCAUCCAGCGCUGCUUGAACUGGGGAGCUUCUCUAGGAGUCGACUGGCUGUUUGGCUCCGCUUCCCUGAGCUCCAAGUGUGAAGAUCUCAAGAGGGCCUACUCCCGUGGAAUCCUCGAGGAUGCUGAUGCCAAGCAGCACAUCGAAGUUGUGGGAGGAGAUAAGCAGGUGGAGAUGCUCUUCUCCAAAGCUGGAGAAGCCCAACUCUUCCCCGCAUGGAUGGAAAGUGCGAAAACAAAGCCGGGAAUGGUUUCCUACUCCCUCCUACCUUUACAUACCUUGUUGAACCAAAGAGAUCCAAGGAGGGAUUUGCUGAAGCAAGCCAUUGUGGGCCACAUAAACCAGAGGGCCCUCAAGAGGGACUGUCCGCAACAGUGUCCACGCUGGAGCUCCCAGAGCUCAGGUGAGCAAUGCACCUGCUUGUGUCAGCAGGACAGCCUCAACAACGACAUGUGCUGUGCCUGGCAGCGCGGCAGGGCCCGCCUCAAGUUUGUUGUGGUCAACGGAUCCAAGCUUUGGGGCGACCACUUCACAGCCACCGAUGCUUAUGUCAGGAUUUUCUUCCAAGGUCAAGAAAUGAGAACCAGCGUCAUCAGAAACGACGACAACCCUCAGUGGUCGGAGACCCUGGACUUUGGGACGGUCACAUUGGCAGACCACAAUUCUUUUGAGGUUCAGCUCUGGGACAAAGACGUGUGGCGUGAUGACCUUCUGCAGGGCUGUUUCCACCGGCUGGAGGCCGGGGCUGGGACUAUCCGGCACAGAUGUUAUGCGCCUCAUGGAUACGUCGAGUAUUAUUACUUGCUGGAAUGUGGCCGCACAUUGGGUGGCCCCAGCUGUCAAAAUUAUGUCCCCCUACGACUGCCAACUUCUCAUUUCAACUAGUCACCCCCUCCUAAUUCAGUGCUUUUUCCUUGUUCCAUUUAUUUCAGGACGAUGGGAUUGGUAGUCCAACAAUGGCCAGAAGGCCACAGGUUCCCCCACCCACCGAGGGCAGAGUUGGGACAGACCCUAUUGAGGCAGAUUCAGAAGGAAUCUGGCAGAUCUGGGGUUGGGGCCUAGUUGGUCCACAUUGUUAUAAACAUACAAAGCAUCUUUAUGCAGGUUGAGACCACUGGUUUGUCUGGCCUUAUACUCUGCCUGGUAGAGGCCAAGCUCUCAGGAUCCCUCAGGCAGAGAUAAUCUCUAAGACUGUUUCCUAUCUCUGCUGUUUUCCUGCAGCUAUGAGUCAGCGUCUGGAGAUUCCCAGCCCCACAAAAGUGGGUGAAUCACCACUUUCUUUCUCUCCAACUCCUGUGUUACCAAUACAUAUUUGUGUUUACAUAUGCGCUACUUUUAUCCACCUUGCCCUGCAAAAUCCUUCAUGGAUUACAGACAUUCCGGAUU
Lacerta agilis (Sand lizard) is the source of this 2351-nucleotide messenger RNA. Its product is annotated as perforin-1-like. The transcript has 3 exons. Lineage: Eukaryota; Metazoa; Chordata; Lepidosauria; Squamata; Lacertidae. Gene Ontology annotation, biological process: immune response. The record is from RefSeq and is a predicted model, not a curated record. Gene Ontology annotation, cellular component: membrane attack complex. Bases 183 to 1850 code for a protein of 555 amino acids.